CAAACUCUCUCUCUCUCUCUCUCUCUCUCUCUCUCUCUCCACGCCAAUGGAGACGACCCAGGGAGGCGAGAGAAGCGCUUCUCCCGAAGAGCUUCUGGGAGAAGCAGUGGAGGAGGAGGAGAAGCAGAAGCAGGAGUCUCUGGAGGAGAUGCUCGCGAGGCACAGGGACGAGGUACAAAAGCUGCAAAACAAGGAGAUCAGCCUUAAGAAAGAAGCCGCCAAAGGGAGCAAAGCCGAGCAGAAAGCAAAGAAGAAGCAAGUGGAAGACGAGAUAUCUCGACUCACCGCCCAACUGAAAUCCAAACACUCGCAAGAACUCGCUUCGUUGGGCUAUCAAACCGCCGACGACGUAGUGAAGGCCAUCUCCGGCGUUACCAUUUCUGGCAAAAAUGAACCCGCCAAACUGAGCAAGGGGGUGAGGCGCAGAGAGAAACGAGCUCAACAAGAAGCCGCCCGCGAGCAGAGAAUCCAGGAAGAGCAGAGCCAAAUCGUCAGCGAUCGAAUGGUCGAGAACGAAAAGCUCGAGAAAAAGCUCGAGCCGCUAGGGCUAACCAUCAACGAAAUCAAGCCCGAUGGGCAUUGCUUGUAUCGAGCGGUCGAAGACCAACUCUCGCUCCAUUCGCAUGACGCCGCUGGCUACGGCUACGUCGAGCUCCGAAGGAUGGUGGCGAGGUACAUGAAGGAUAACACGCGGGACUUGUUGCCCUUCUUCUUAGCGGAAAACAAGAUGGAGUUGGAUUCGCAUUGCACCGACGUGGAGAGGUUCGAGAAGUACUGCGAGGAGGUCGAGUCGACGGCGGCCUGGGGCGGGCAACUCGAAGUCGGGGCUCUCACUCAUUGCUUGAAGAAGCACAUCAUAAUAUAUUCUGGGUCUUUUCCUGAUGUGGAGAUGGGGAAAGAAUACAAGUGUGAGAGUGGAAGCAGUGUGGAGAAUCCCAGCAUUUUGUUAUCUUAUCAUAGGCAUGCUUAUGGCCUGGGUGAGCAUUACAACUCCGUGGUUCCUACUGGAAUGAGGUAACAAAAAUGUUCUCUCUCUCUCUCUCUCUCUCUCUCUCAUGUAGAGAUAUACUGUAUGAGUACCGCUUGUCUACGGCGUACGGUAAGGCGAAUUUUGCGCUUUGUUUCGUAGCAUUUCGAUAACUUGGUAUCUUUGUAUUGUUUAGUUGGUGAAUUGAGCUUACUGAUGUUUCAGUAACUUCCUUCUUUUGUUGGAAUAUGAAAAAUUAGAAUAACAGGAGUAAUAUGAUUUGCAGUU
Molecule: messenger RNA, 1255 nt
Organism: Ananas comosus (pineapple)
Lineage: Eukaryota; Viridiplantae; Streptophyta; Magnoliopsida; Poales; Bromeliaceae
Product: OTU domain-containing protein 6B-like
Exons: 2
Coding region: 47-1018 (323 amino acids)
Biological process (GO): protein deubiquitination
Molecular function (GO): cysteine-type deubiquitinase activity
Source: RefSeq, a predicted model, not a curated record